GGGACAGAAAGUGCCAGAAGCAGCCAGAGAAACAGACCUAAACAUGAUAUUUCACCGUUUUGUUUAAACCAAGCCGAUAUCAGACUGAUCGUCGAGCAGCACGGGGCGGAUUUAAAGACCGUCUGUUGAGUUCAUGACACCGUUUAUCGUGUUUUAACGAUUACGUAGCCGAAGCAGAUUAGCUUCCAUGCUAAUGUAAAAUCAUAAUAUGCUCUUUAAAUAUAAACAUUGGUUUUACGAAUCAAAAGAACUGAACUGUACCUGCCGUAAUGGGGUUUAAACACAAUACAUAACGAUAUAUUGUCUUUUCGGGUUUGUUUAUAGAGUCUCGUGCAUGUAAACAGAAAAGGACACGUAGCUACAACAAGAGAGCAGUGCUUGUAUUUAUAUAAACAGCCUUUCUGUUUGAGCUUCCUGUGUGUAUUCAUAAAUGUAUUUAAGAGGAGUUUCAAUUUGAUUGUGAAGGACUUGUUGUCAUCUAUAAUAAGGACACCUGGUUUCCUCUGCACUGGGAUUGGUAGAUCAGAAGAGGAAAACUGCUUUGGUUUGGACGGUUAACCCUAUAAAGUCGAAGCUGAGCAGCAGUCAGGAUGCCUCUGCUGUUUCUGGAGCGCUUCCCCUGGCCCAGUUUACAGACAUACACAGCCCUGAGCACAGUUCUGCUGGCCGGGGCCAUAUUAAGUGCCUACAGCACAGUCAGAGACUCAGAGUACUCGUCUGCACUGACAGAGGACUCGCACAGCGCGCCUGAUGAGGAGCUCAAGCUGGACCAGCUGGACCACAUCGGGAGUGUGGCCACUAAAGUGCUGCUGCACCUCAUCAUGGACAGUCUCUUCGUCUGGGUGAUGGUGAACACGGCGUGCUGCAUCCUCAUGUUAAUAGCUAAAGUGAUCCAGUGCAUUGUGUUUGGACCGCUGAGAGUCAGCGAGAAGCAGCAUCUGAAAGAUAAGUUCUGGAACUUCAUCUUCUACAAGUUCAUCUUCAUCUUCGGCGUGCUGAAUGUGCAGCGGGUGGAGGAGGUGGUGCUGUGGUGUCUGUGGUUCUCCAUGCUCAUCUUCCUUCAUCUGAUGGUGCAGCUCUGCAAAGACCGCUUUGAAUAUCUGUCGUUUUCUCCCACUACUCCGAUGAGCAGUCAUGUGCGAGUGUUGGCUCUGCUGGUGUCUGUUUUGACGUGCUGUGGCGGUCUAGCAGUGCUCUGCGCUCUAGUCGGGCAUCUUCACGGCAUGCACACUGUCGCUUUCAUGGCGGCUGAGUGUUUGCUGGUGACAGUGCGCACAGGACACGUCAUCAUACGGUAUUCCAUUCACUUGUGGGACCUGAACCAUGAGGGAACCUGGGAGAACAAGAGCUCAUAUAUCUACUACACAGACUUCGUCAUGGAGUUAGCCAUCCUCUGCCUAGACCUGAUGCAUCACAUACAUAUGCUGCUCUUUGGGAACAUCUGGUUGUCCAUGGCUAGUCUUGUGAUCUUUAUGCAGCUGCGCUAUCUCUUUCACGAGGUGCAGAGAAGAAUUCGCCGCCAUAAAAACUACUUGCGUGUUAUUGACAAUAUGGAGUCCAGGUUUGCUGUGGCAACGCCUGAUGAGCUGAUGGCUAAUAACGAUGAUUGUGCCAUCUGCUGGGAUUCAAUGACUACAGCACGCAAGCUGCCCUGUGGCCAUCUCUUCCAUAAUUCCUGUCUGCGCUCUUGGCUGGAGCAGGACACUUCCUGUCCCACAUGCCGUAUGUCACUGAACAUUAAUGAAGGCGGGAGGGAGAGAGAGGAGGGCCAGAGGGAGCCGCUGGAUGAUAACAUUGCUGCUGGACCAGGAACAGAGGCCCGACCGCACAUCAACCAGCAUAACCACUUCUUCCACUUUGAUGGGUCCCGCAUUGCCAGUUGGCUGCCAAGUUUCUCUGUGGAGGUCAUGCACACCACCAACAUCCUUGGUAUCGCGCAGGCCAACAACUCGCAGCUCAAUGCCAUGGCCCAUCAGAUCCAGGAAAUGUUUCCACAGGUUCCUUACCAUCUGAUCCUGCAGGAUUUGCAGCUCACUCGCUCUGUUGAGGUCACCACUGAUAACAUCCUGGAGGGCAGGAUCCAGCCUGUGGAGCGCACCCCCAUACAGGUAAACACUGCUGCUGAAGAUUCAGCGGGUGCCAGCAGCAGUUCAGAGGUCGCUGCCCCUGAGACGGAAGACUUUGAGGUGCGGGGGAGCCGCUUUUCCAAGUCCGCAGAUGAGAGACAGAGGAUGCUACUGCAGAGGAAGGAGGAGCUACUCCAAAGAGCUCGCAGACGUUAUCUACACAGAAAAUCUGAUGAAGGAGAUGUGUUUUCUGUUCCUGCCGCUGAUAUUGAUGAUGCCAUGCCCUCCAUGGAGGAUGAAGACUCCGAUUCAGUGACCUUGAGGCGCAGACGACUGGCGGCCGCAGCAGAGAGACGCAUGCAGAGGCAGGAGCCUCCCCCAUUUUGAAUCAAGCAAAAACAUGCAUGAUGCGCCUAUGGUACAGCCAUGCCGUCAUACAGUUUUGAGCUGAUCAAUGCACAUUUGUGCUAGAUGCAACUAUACAUGUACCCAUCAAACAUCAAAUUAAAAAGACACAUGCAUCUUUCAUUCAUGUGUCUUCCAUAGACAAUUUUUUUUUAAAUGUUAGUACCGAAACAAGAGCAUGGUUUGGAGAUCUGUUCAUACAUGUAAAACAAACAAACAAAAAAAUUGGUUUUGGUUCCUGAGUUUGCACUUCUUAAACGUCUUUGUACAAAUCAGACAAUUUUAAUAAUGUUAUGUUGCGUACUAACUGUUCGACUCUAGAGCUUAAGCAGCAAACAACAUGCUGGGAUUGAUCUGUGUUGUGAAUUUUGAGUUUCUUUCUUUUGCCAGCGAAUAUCCACACGAUUUUGCUGCUGUUUAGCAUUUGAAUCUGCCUUUAAGUCGGUUGGCUCAUGCGCUCGAAAAGAGACAAUCUUGCGAGUUGGAGUUACGCUUACAAUGCCACCCCAGCAUUUUAGAGUCUCCGAAGACCGUUUAAAAGGAAAGUGGCAUAGAUCCUAGUGUCUGUUCUCGCAUUGUUGUGACAACAAAUUGCUCUGUGCAUCAUAAAAGGUGUUCAUUUUGUCACAUGAUCUUGUUUCUCUAGUGUUGUCAUUCAAAACAGACAUAUUUAAUUCAUCUCUUAUUCUAAACUUGUACUAGUGGUUAAAUAGUGAGAAAAUGUUCACUUCCUCCCUCUGUUUUGUGCUGCAGUAAAGGAGAAGCAUACGGUCAGGGUAGAUGUUGUGUUUAAUUUAGUGAAAGUCUGUUCAAUGUUGUCCUGGUGUCAUUUUCACAAAAACUUUUUCCGUUAGGGUCAAAUUAAAUGGAGCAUCUACUCUGACUAAGGUCCUUUUGGUUUGUUCACACAUAACACCGUUACGGUCAUUAGGUCGGUUUUGUAGCUUUUUCAUCAGCGUUUUAUUCUGUUUGUAUUUGAAUGGUUUUAAAGACAUAUAUUACUCUGCGUACUAAUGCUUAUAAAUGCUUGUUUUUUAACUGGCCCAUAGCAUUUAUAAUGUAUUUUCACAGGAUAAUUUGGCAUGGACGCUGCAAACAAUUCAGAAUCUUGCAUGUUGAGUUUGAAGUGUACAAGCUUUUCAUGUAAUAGCACGUGACUUUUAAUUUGCAUUUGCCUUCUGUUAAAUAACCGCAAUCUCAAGUUGAACCAUCAUAACUAUGGCCACUUAUACAAGAACUUAUUGGCUUGAUAGCCUGUUUGUCGACCUCGAAAAAGAAGUACAUCUUCAGAAUUGUCUGAUGUUUUACACUGUGAAUCUAUUCUAUCAAAUACUUGUAAUGUCACACGUGGAUGAUUUGAUCACUUUUUUUUUUUUUCUUCUUUUUUAACCUUUCAUGUGGGUGUCUUUUUCUAUGCAUGAAAUCACUGACACUAUUUGUUUCCUGAUCAACUUUCCCAAAGACUCUCCUAGUGAUUAUAAUGAAGCUGGUUGUUGUGAUUGUAAUGGCCGCAGGUCGAUGUAGAAUAUGUUUGUUUUGGUUGCACAGAUGCACCUUUCAGCAGUAUUUCUUAAAAAAAUGCAUUAAUUAAAUGUCCACUGGAAUGAUUCAGAUAAUAAUUUGUGAUUUGAUGGGCGGUCAAGCUGUUUGCUGGAAACCAGAGGGAAGCAUUGGAUUGCUUUAUGUACACAAUUCAUUCAUUUGUGCCUCAAAUCUACAGUGGAUCAAUAACAGUUUGAUUUGUGUAAAUAAUUUUGUAAUAAAGACUGUAAAAUACAUGUGAAAUGACCCUGUACAAAAUAAAAGUCACAGCUGCUUUAGAAGCUUUUACCCACA
This is a messenger RNA of Onychostoma macrolepis, 4307 nucleotides long. It is a transcript of the gene amfra, whose product is annotated as autocrine motility factor receptor a. The transcript has 13 exons. NCBI's taxonomy places the organism in Eukaryota, Metazoa, Chordata, Actinopteri, Cypriniformes, Cyprinidae. Gene Ontology annotation, molecular function: ubiquitin binding; ubiquitin protein ligase activity. Gene Ontology annotation, biological process: protein K48-linked ubiquitination; ubiquitin-dependent protein catabolic process; endoplasmic reticulum unfolded protein response. Gene Ontology annotation, cellular component: ubiquitin ligase complex; endoplasmic reticulum; cytosol. The record is from RefSeq and is a predicted model, not a curated record. Bases 591 to 2453 code for a protein of 620 amino acids.